Zea mays is the source of this 2171-nucleotide messenger RNA. RefSeq lists its product as uncharacterized. Lineage: Eukaryota; Viridiplantae; Streptophyta; Magnoliopsida; Poales; Poaceae. The coding region runs from base 311 to 1768 and encodes 485 amino acids. The transcript has a single exon. The record is from RefSeq and is marked predicted.
CCGUUCCCCUCCCCAUUCCCCUGCCCCCGCCUCUUCGAGCUAGGGUUAGGGUUUGCUUUGCGUUCCCUUGGAAAUUGAUCGAAUCGGGCACCCCUAACCGGUGUCCUCACCGAUCCAUCCGUUCAUCCUUCGAUUCGAUCAAAUUUCCACCUCUCGACAUCAGCAAUCUCGCUGCCUCUCUCUCUCUCUCUUUUGAGAGAGGGGGAAGUAAUAAAAGGGAAAAAGCUAGCAAGGGGAUUUCCUUGAUCCCAUCAUCGUGCUACAGAUCCUUUAGUUCUAGCAAGGAGGAGGAAAAAGAGAGAGCAAGCCCAUGGAUCCCAGCCAGAUGAUGUUCCCCAUCUGGGGGGCGCCGCCUCCCGCCGCCUUGAAGCCGCCCUCCGAUGACCACGCCGCCGCCCCCAACGCGCAGGCGCAGCCCUUCCUCCCCCCUCCCAAUCCCAACCGCGGCUGGAAGCGCAAGAAUCCCGCCGCCGCCGCCUACCAGCCACCGGCCCUCGGCGAUCUCCAGGUGCAGAACCGCGCCAAGGCUCGCCGCUGGUUCAAGAACAGCGGCGGCGGCAACCCCAACCAAAGCCGCAAGUAUUUCUUCCCCAAGAACAAGAACAACAAGGUCGCCGCGCCGCGCAACACCACCUCCUUCAUCAUCCGGGCCAAGCGCGCCGGCGGCAUUGCCUCCCUCGUCUCCCCGUGCCCCGUCACGCCCGCCGUGCUCCCCACCCCGCGUCUCUCCCCCUCCCGCGAGGGCCUAGCUGACAUGGCCCAGGCGCAGUGGGGCGUCGAUGGGUACGGCUCCAUGAAGGGCCUCAUCCGCCUCCGUAGCUCCCCCCAGCCAGCCAACCCCAAUGCUGCCGCAUCAGAUGACGAUGAUGAGGGGAACUCCAGUGGAAGCGACGUCGAGGAGCACGUCGAGGUGGAGCGACGCCUCGACCAUGACCUCAGCCGUUUUGAGAUGGUGUACCCUGGUAGAGGGGAGGAUGCUGGGGGCUACGUGUUGGAGGACGAUGACGAGUAUGACCAGGAUGCGCAUGUGGCUCGCCUUGAGGAAGAGAACCUGACCCUAAAGGAGAGGCUCUUCUUGAUGGAGCAAGAGGUUGGUGACAUGAGGCGCCGCCUGGAGGCUCUUGAGGCAAAAUUUUCGCUAGGUGGUGGUGUUGGAGGUGGCGAGAAUGAAGUGGAGGAAGCUCCUCCUCAGAAUGAUGCAGAGAGGAUCCAUACUUGGCCAGAGAAUAGCAGCGAGGAUGAUGUAGAGAUGGUUGAUGCGGGAUCUGAGAAGGGCAGAGCACAAACUCAGGGUGCAAUGACUUCAGAGAAAUCUGGCGGGGAUGAUACCACAAAUCAGGGUGCUGCGCGCUCAGAUAAGACUGGCGGAAAUGAUGCAGGUGAACAGGAUGGUGUUGGUGUUUUGGAGAAGACUGAUGCGCACAAUGCAGAGAAGCAGCAGGUUGCUGCGGGUUCAGAGAAGGCUGGUGGAAAUGAUCCAGGUGAGCAGGUUGUUGUUGGUGUUUUGGAUAAGACCGAUGCGCACAAUGCAGAGAAGCAGCAGGGUGCUGCAGGUUCAGAGAAGGCUGGUGGAAACGAUGUGGAUGGACAGGAUGUCGUUGUUGGUGUUUCGGGGAAGACUGGCGCAGAUAGUGCAGAGAAGCAGCAGGGUAUUGUGGGUACCGAGAAGACAGGUGAGCACAGCAUAGAGAUGGUUGAUUCACUGAUAGAGGAGAAGAUGGAUGACGACAAUGGCGAGAAUGAGGUUAGGCUUGCGGCUUCACAGUGAUGAUUGAUUGGAGAUGGACAAGAGAAGUAGUAGUUCAUUCAAUGACGGAUUGAAGGGAUGCGACGUGGAAUGGGCUUGCUUUGGAGAUUGACGAUUGACAUGUUGUGCGAGCCUUGAUAUUGGCGAUAUAUUUUGUUUUCUGUCGUGUUUUCACUUUGUUUUUCUUACUACAACUUGCAGCUUCUUAUGAUGAUGAUGCAAAAGUCGCAGACAUGGAGGAAAUAACUGAGAUGAUGAAUAUGUUGUUGUAAUCAUUGUCCCAGAUGGGUGGUGUGCUGAUGUCGUGCUGUUUAUGUGUUGCUUAUUUCUAUCCAGCUGUGGUGGAUAUGUAUCUGAAUCUGAAUGUAUCGUCUGUUUAUGUCAUUUGCUUGGAUUGUAAAAUGGGGUAGCAUGUUUAUAUCUU